AUGCUUAAGGAAGAUUAUGGUUACCCAGAUACUCUUGACUUUAGUGACAGAUAUAAAGAAGCUAUUAGAAAGUUCAAGGAAGGAAAUACUGACCCGAACCUAUUUAGCUUUAUGGUUCAGCAUCAAAUGGGAUAUAAUCUCAAACCUGGAAAAUACAAGCUCGCUAAGGGAUAUGAUUUAAUAGCAUAUCAUCCAAAUGACAUGAAUGAAUUUACUCCGAGAUAUUUGGUGUCAGAGCUAAAUGAUAAUUCAACUCUCUUCAUGAAACGCGUAAAAAAUAGAGACGGAACGAAAGAAGAAAGGUUUAUGAGUCCGGAUGACUUAGAUAGGGAACUUGUUAAAAACGGUCUCGGAAUAUAUGAAAUGCCAGCAGAUGAGGUACAAGAAACUCCACAGGAAGAAGUUCAGAUACAACCAGACAUGGAAGAAAUAGUUCAGCAACAACAGCUAGAAGAGCCUGAAGGAAACGAACAAGUCCCUCCUUUGGAAACUAACUUCACAGAACUAGAUGAAGAUUUGGAACAGCCGAAAAAUCUUGACCCUCAACAAGAGUAUGAGGAGAAUAUGGAAUCUUUCCAAGAGUCUAAGAAAAAUUCGGCUGACAUAGUAGAAGAAUAUCGAAAAAUGUUCGCCGACAUACAAAAGACUCCAACAUCAGAUGAAAAUAUUCAGCAUAGAAUGGAAGUACUGAAAGAAAUGUACGCAAAUACAAUAAUCCUUUUUACUUACGACCAUAUAACGUUCAAUCUUUGGCUGAACUCG
Molecule: messenger RNA, 762 nt
Organism: Trichomonas vaginalis G3
Lineage: Eukaryota; Parabasalia; Trichomonadida; Trichomonadidae
Product: protein of unknown function, DUF4106 family
Exons: 1
Source: RefSeq, a predicted model, not a curated record